Messenger RNA from Neoarius graeffei (lesser salmon catfish), 918 nucleotides. RefSeq lists its product as uncharacterized. The record is from RefSeq and is a predicted model, not a curated record. Gene Ontology annotation, molecular function: protein binding. NCBI's taxonomy places the organism in Eukaryota, Metazoa, Chordata, Actinopteri, Siluriformes, Ariidae.
AUGUACAGGAUCUCUGCAGAUAUUUCCAUGACAAGUGGGACUCUAGCACAUUCUACUGCACAUCAUGAUAUCCAAGAAUACAAGCCUGGUGCAUAUGUGGCAGCCAUCUAUGACCAGGUCUGGUAUAUAGGAAGUGUGCUAGAGGUAGACAAAGACAAGGAUGAUCUACUCAUCACUUUCAUGAGGCAAACACAGAAUCCUUGCAUGUACAAAUGGCCCAGGCAGAAGGACGAGUGCUGGGUUCCUGUGGGCCAUGUGCUGUGCUUGCUGCUACUUCCCAGUACGACUACAGGCAGACAGUACAAGUUCCACCAGAUGGACAUUGAUAAAAUCAGAGACAGUUUUAAGUUGUUCACAAUUCUUAUGCUUCUGAACAUCACUUUUUCUGGUUCCACUUGUCAGAUGCCAGGGUGCCUGUGCACUUCAGAUAUUGCAGACUGUAAUUGUGGGUAUGGAGGCUGUCCCUCUGUAUUACCUCCCACCACUUCCAUCCUGGACCUCAGCCAUAAUUAGCUCACAUGGCUGGCACCAGGCACCUUCCAUGGACUGGCCAGGCUGAAUAUUCUGUGCAUGCCUCAUAACCAAAUCUCUAUGCCCAGCCCCACAGCCUUCCACAACCUCAACCUCUUGUCCAACACACUGCAGAUGGUGGGGAAACACCCUUUCCAAGACAUGCUGGGUUUGGAAAUACUACUACUCCAUUGUUCUCCCCAGAGCACUUUUGCACGUCCACAGCAUUUGCAAAUGGAGCCUUUCAGUACAGGAUACACCACCGUGCUGAGUUGCACCAUCAUUGGCUUUUGCAUACUCAUCUCUUUAACUCCUUGUUGCUGUGGCUGCUGCAGAGCUCCGCCAACCUCCCCAACAGUCUCUAGUCUCUGGCAUUCAUAUUUGGAGUUUCACCAACUGCAAGCCUGA